UUGCAGGCCCAUCACGCAAGACUACGAUAUCAAGGAUUAAAGUUAUCGAAUAUUCCGAUCAAAUCCCGCCUGCUCUUGCUUUUUGCCUAUAAAUAUAGAGAAAUCCCGACGAGGUUGCAGCCUCACCAGUCACCACAACUGCAAGCAAAACAAAGGCAAACAAAGCCCCUAAAGUAAGAAGGAAAAAUAGAGAAACCAUGAAAUCCAUUCACCCAAUCCUCGUUCAGAUUCUUAUAAUACAAUUUUUGGCAGCGCUAUGCGUUUCACAGGAUUUCGACUUCUUCUAUUUUGUUCAACAGUGGCCAGGUUCGUACUGUGAUACAAAGCAAAGUUGCUGCUACCCAGCUACAGGGAAGCCUGCAUCGGAUUUCAGCAUUCAUGGACUUUGGCCCAAUUACAAUGAUGGAUCGUACCCAUCCAACUGUGAUCCCAAUAGCCCUUUGGAUUCAUCGGAGAUCUCGGACUUGACCAGUAGAAUGCAGAGGAGUUGGCCAUCGCUUAGCUGCCCAAGCAGUGAUGGUCUCAAGUUCUGGUCGCAUGAAUGGCAGAAGCAUGGGACUUGCUCAGAGUCUGUCCUCGAUCAACACGGAUACUUCCAGUCAACUCUCAAUCUCCAGAACAAAGCCAACCUCCUCCAAAUCCUACGAAAUGCAGGAAUCCAGCCCAACGGAGGCUUUUAUAGUUUGGACAGUAUUAAGGAUGCCUUAACACAAGGAAUUGGAUAUACUCCUGGAAUAGAGUGCAACGUUGAUAAGUCCGGAAAUAGUCAGCUAUAUCAGAUAUACUUGUGCGUGGACACAUCGGCCUCCAACUUCAUCCAGUGCCCAAUACUCCCGAGCAGCAGGUGCAGUUCGAGAAUCGAAUUCCCUUCCUUCUGAGCAAGGAACGGCAGAGGCCAGAGGGGUUUCUCUUUCGACGUUGUAACCGUUGUUAUAUUAAAUUCAAAUAUCAUGCAUAUCCUCGAUCAUAACUAGACCCCUGUGCUGAUGCUGAUAAUAAAAUGUAUAAAUAAAAAUAAAGUGGAGGAAAAUUCAUGUCAUCUUAUUUGAGAAAUUAUAAACAAAU
Molecule: messenger RNA, 1065 nt
Organism: Nelumbo nucifera (sacred lotus)
Lineage: Eukaryota; Viridiplantae; Streptophyta; Magnoliopsida; Proteales; Nelumbonaceae
Product: intracellular ribonuclease LX-like
Biological process (GO): RNA catabolic process
Cellular component (GO): extracellular region
Molecular function (GO): ribonuclease T2 activity; RNA binding
Source: RefSeq, a predicted model, not a curated record